CGUGAAAUGUGGGCCAAGUAAAUAGGGGUGGGCUGUUGCAAGAGGAACAGGAAGAAUAGAAACGAGAGCGAGAGAAGUUAUUGACGAGACAAAGGGAUGAGCCAAAAAUGCUGCAUCUAGUCUGCAGUGACUUCAAGAGACGAUAUAAGAAAUUAAAGUCCAGAAUAUAAGGCUUUGACAGAGAGAAUAAUGGACUUUACAGCAACUAACGUUGAAAGUGCCGAGCUGGAGCCUCUUAUCAUCACAGAAGAUGGAGAUUCAAGCGAGGGUGUCCCCGAGGGAGAGGCAACAACAGGCAGCUCCGACGCCGCUUCCGAAAGCUGCAGCGAAGACUCUGCCCUCGAAAAGAAAGAGGAACCCUCGGGAGAGGACGGGAAUGAAGAAGCUGUAGCGAGUAAAAUGGAUUCAGGGGGGCAAAGAUCCGGACAGCACAUCGCUGAGGAGGAGCACAAACCAGAGAGCAGAAAAGAUAAAGAACAGAACACAGAUAGUGAAAGUGAAGAGAAGUCACACGAAGUGACCAAUGGAACGUCCAGUGAGGCAGCAGAAGAAAAGCUUCCACAAGAAGACCGACGAGUGCAAAUAAAGAGAUUAGAGACCUCAGAGCAGCCACCGGAGGGAGCAGAGAAACACGAGGAAGAUGCAAAAAAGGCCCACCGGUUAACCCCUGACUUCCCGGAGGCGCUGUUCGAGCUGCUCUGCACGUUUCAGGAGGGGAGACGUCUCAACGAUCAGCGCUGCUCCUUCAGGCUGGAGGAAGGCAUGAGGAGGAGGAGGUGCCACUCGGAGCCCAACACCAGGAAACCGGUCAACAGAGUUGUUUUUUCCUCCAUGACUUCACUGCAGAAAGAAGAGUUUUUUGACUUGGUGGCAACGGCACAAGCCCGCCGACUGGACGACCAGAGGGCGCACCUGGGGAGGUCCGUGCCAGCAAAACCAAAGUCCAGAAGUUUGAGAGGCAGCCUGAGGCAGCUCUCGAUAGUGAAAAAGCCCGAACUGGUUCCUGCUCCAGUACCGAAAGACGACCUGUAUGAUAUGAUUCGGACAACUCAAGCUCAGGGCAGGCUGGAGGACCAGCGCAGCCGGGCUCCGGGUCCCAUGGACGACGAGGACUUCUUCUCCCUGCUGCUGAGGGUGCAGGGGGGGGCGCAUGGAUGAACAGAGGACUGAGCUGCCGUGCUUGCUUCAAACCUGAGACGCAAAAUUAGAAACCCAAGCAGUAUUUUUGUCGUUUUGCUU
Molecule: messenger RNA, 1239 nt
Organism: Nematolebias whitei (Rio pearlfish)
Lineage: Eukaryota; Metazoa; Chordata; Actinopteri; Cyprinodontiformes; Rivulidae
Product: G-protein-signaling modulator 1
Exons: 6
Coding region: 190-1158 (322 amino acids)
Biological process (GO): regulation of inflammatory response
Molecular function (GO): protein binding; GTPase regulator activity
Source: RefSeq, a predicted model, not a curated record